Molecule: messenger RNA, 1327 nt
Organism: Cucumis sativus (cucumber)
Lineage: Eukaryota; Viridiplantae; Streptophyta; Magnoliopsida; Cucurbitales; Cucurbitaceae
Product: glucan endo-1,3-beta-glucosidase 14
Exons: 4
Coding region: 17-1252 (411 amino acids)
Biological process (GO): carbohydrate metabolic process
Cellular component (GO): plasma membrane
Molecular function (GO): hydrolase activity, hydrolyzing O-glycosyl compounds
Source: RefSeq, a predicted model, not a curated record
CUCUCAAUUUUAUGCCAUGUUCUUCCAUAUUCUUCUUCUCUUUCUCCUCUCUUUAUCAGGGUUUGGGGGUGGUUUAAGAGAAGUUACGUCGUUGGGGAUAAACUACGGACAGAUUGGGAAUAAUUUACCAUCGCCUGAUAAGGUUUUGGAUAUGUUGACGGCAUUGAGGAUUACAAAAGUGAGAAUCUAUGACACCAAUCCGGAGAUAUUGUCGGCGUUUGCUAACUCUAAAGUUGAGAUUAUUGUGACGGUUGAAAAUGAAAUGUUGGCCCAACUUAUGGACCCUCAACAAGCCCUCCAAUGGGUUACUGCUCGUAUCAAGCCCUUUGUUCCUGCAACUAAAAUCACUGGAAUUGCAGUUGGUAAUGAGGUAUUCACAGACGACGACUUGACAUUAAUGGAAACACUAGUCCCAGCCAUGUUAAGCAUCCACACAGCCUUAACCCAACUAGGCUUAGACACCACCAUAAAAAUCUCAACCCCAAGUUCCUUAGCCGUUUUACAAGAAUCCUACCCACCCUCCGCCGGAAGUUUCAAGCCAGAAAUAACCCAAAUCAUGUCACAAUUCCUUCAAUUCCUCUCAACAACAAAGUCCCCAUUUUGGAUAAACGCAUACCCAUAUUUUGCAUACAAAGACAACCCAGAUUCCAUCCCACUACAAUACGUUUUACUGAACCCAAACCCGGGAAUGAUCGACCCAUUCACCAAUCUUCGUUACGACAACAUGCUUUAUGCUCAAGCCGAUGCUGUUCUUUUCGCAAUGGCGAAAAUGGGUUUCGGUGGAAUUGAAGUAAGAAUAUCCGAAACUGGUUGGCCAUCGAAAGGGGAUUCUGAUGAAACAGGGGCUUGUCUAGAGAAUGCGGCUGAGUAUAAUAGGAAUUUGUUGAGGAGACAAAUGAGGAAUGAAGGAACUCCUUUGAGACCUAAUUUGAGACUUGAGAUUUAUCUGUUUGCAUUGUUUAAUGAAGAUAUGAAACCUGGGCCUACUUCUGAAAGGAAUUAUGGGCUCUUUCAACCUGAUGGAACUAUGGUUUAUAAUGUUGGACUUUCUUCUUUUAAGGGAUUUUCUUCCUCUUCCUCUUCCUCUCCUUCUUCUUCUUCUUCCUUCUCACCUUCUUCUAUUUCUCUUACCUCUUCUGCUUCCACAAAUUCAAAGGGUGCAACCAUGGGAUAUUAUCAAAGCUUGGUGUACUGGAUGUUUGUAUAUUUGCUCACCUAUCAACUUUUUAUGAGAAGACCAUUGUAUAUUUAAUUUUAGGUUAAUUAUUAUAAAUACUAUUUUCCUUUCAUCUCUACACUUAUUAAUAUACUUCUUUUAUUUUUUAAA